CAAUGUCCGGGUCAGAGAGCACGUGGGGGCCCCGCCGACGUCACUGAAGGGGUGUGGUCACCGCGAGAGCUCCACCGACCGCGAGGGGCCCGUCACCGCCGGCUCGUGCACGCUUGGCAGAGAUGUUUUCAUUUGAAGAAGCACAGUGGAAUGGUGUGUGCAGCUGCCGGAUGAACUAACUCCAAUGUAAACCAGAGAAAUCAUUAUGUUAUUCAAAGAACAACAGAGAUCCUGAAUUAACUGAAUUGCAUGUCAAUUUUCAAGUUUCAUAGUUCUUUAAAAAUAUGUCACAACAAAGAGGAGCAGCAUCUCAAAACUUGGAUGUAAAACCUAAAGUCAACCAAAUGAAAAGUGUUGACCGGAGGGACGGUUAUACGUGGAGUGGGAAGAAGCAUUCACAUCCUUCCAAAAUGGAGACUACUUUGGACAGAAAAGUGGGGGCUGUUACUGGGAUAUCAUCAACUGCUUCAAGAAGGGAGAGAAAAUUGGGCUGUCUUGGACAUGAGCCGAAUCCUGAAGAUUCAUGUUCACGCAAGCUCUCCAGUCGGUCACUGAAGCAAAAGAUUCAGGAUGCAGUAGCUCAGUGUUUUCCUCUUAAGGUCCAUAAUCAUAAAAGCUCCGCUUUAAGUUCUAAAAGUAAAAUCCACAUUAGUGAUCUGCUGGUUGAUAAUUGUCCAUUUCCUAAUGGUUCUGACCUGGCUCAAAAAUGGCACUUGAUUAAUUGGCAUACCAUUCCAUUUACUCAAAGCUGUGGAGUCUGGGAAGGCUCCGAGGUGGGAUUUGAUGAACACGAGUUAGAAGAAGGAUCCAAAAUGAGUAUUGAACUAGAGGCAGACCCUCCAGAUGCACAAAUUGUCUCACUUGAAGUGAUUUCUCAGACUAAUACUUUACAUAAACAGAACUCAGAAUUGGAGCAAAGAACAAAUGAAUUAGCAUGUGAAAAUAGCACAACAUUUCCUUUGAACGAUUCAGACUCUGAAGAGGAGCUGAUGGCUCUUUUCACAGAUUCUGAAAAUCAGAAUACUAUCAAACUGGAUUUUGAGAAUAAUUGCAGUUGGCUAGCACCCUUUUACAAACGUCAUGCCGAGUUUGGCUAUAUCUACCGCUUAGUUCCAGAUCUAUUUUGGAUCAGUAAUAAUCCGUGUUACUGGGGUGUAAUGGAUAGGUAUGGAGCUGAGGCUCUUUUAGAAGGUAAACCAGAAGGUACAUAUUUGCUCAGAGACUCUGCUCAAGAGGACUAUCUCUUCUCUGUCAGUUUUAGACGUUACAGCCGCUCUCUCCAUGCUAGAAUUGAACAGUGGAAUCAUAACUUCAGCUUUGAUGCCCAUGAUCCUUGUGUUUUUCAUGCACCAAGUGUAACUGGCCUUUUGGAACAUUAUAGGGACCCAAAUUCUUGUAUGUUCUUUGAACCAUUGUUGUCACUUCCAUUGAACAGGACUUUUCCAUUUUCACUUCAGCGCCUUUGCAGAGCUGUAAUUUGCAGCUCUACAACCUAUGAAGGAAUUGAUGCUCUUCCUGUGCCACCACCAUUGAAAGCCUACUUGAAGGAAUACCAUUAUAAACAAAAAAUAAGAGUGCUGAAGAUCAGUACACAACAAUGGUGUGGUGGACUGAAAGGGCGAUCAGUAAGUUAAGAGCUGCAAGGAAAGUGAGAUUCUUAAAGACCACCAGGAACAUUUCUACACCAUACAGCAAGUUAAAUAUUUGUCUUAAACAGACAUUUUGUUACGUUAGAGUUUUUGUUUGAAGUCUGCUAACUUUCAAACAUUAUUUUCUACUUUAUUUGGGUAUUCCAGAUUAAUUUUCUUCCUUAUAUUCAUCAGUGCAAUUAAACCAAUACAAUUUUUCCAAUGGGAUGAAUCAUUUGUGCAUGUUAUCUGUAGGUUGUGACACUUAUUUAACCACAAAGCACUCUUACAAUGUGUUGAAGUGGAUUUUAAAGACUGAAAGAAUUCAGUUCUGAAGCCAAGAUCUUUAAUAUAAAACAUUUCACAUGUAUCUUGCAAUUUUAUUUGCACUUUUUUGUACUCUUUCAAAGAUGUUUGUUAACCUUUAAUUUUCUAAGUUAUAUGAAGCUUUAAGUAUGUAACAUUAAUUGUUGCAAUGUGUGUUUUAAAAUUAAUUUUACAUGAGUAAAAUCUCAAACAGAAAUAUUAGUCUUUGACAUUUGUAUUACAUAAUGUUACAAAUUAAAAGCGUAAUGUCAGAGUCCCUAAUAUUGCCAACAAUUCAAAUAUCCAUUAUGUACUGAAACUCGAAUAGAUUUUGCAUGACACAACUUGUAUCACACUAUUUUUUUUAAAUGCAGAAAAUGCUAGAAACAGAUCACAGUUCAUUGAGCAUCUGUUGAAAAAAAAAUCAGGUUGACUUUUGGAUACAGACACAAUUGUAAAAUGGAUAUCACACGCGUAUAUUGAAAUCCAUUUUCGCAGUUUUAUCUGUUCACUUAAUCUUUUAACAUCUUUGUAAUUUUAUGCUGCUGUCUACUCUAUUAUAAUGCCAUCUAUCUUUUGUGUCAUCAGUAAAAUGAUUACAGAAUGUAACUUUAUCCCAUCAUUAAUUAAUAUGGUAAACAGUUGAUAAUUACCAUAAAAAGAGUCACACAGGUGAACCUUUCGUUUAGAUGUAGAUUCCCAAUUUUUAUAUCAUGUGUUUCAAAACUGUUAUAAAGUAUACAAUUGAUGAUAGCUGUUUUUUUUUAACACGGCACAUUUGUAAGGUACAAGAUCUUCCAUAUAUAAAUGAAUCAAAAACACAGAAUGACAUCCCCACAAUCUUUUGAGUAAGAAUAAAGCAGAAGCUGAUCACAGAAGUUGUUAGGUAAAAUGACAAAUAUUUGAUUCAUCAAAGUAUUUUAAUUGUGCCUGCGUUACUAUUCUUCUUCAACCCUAAUACCAAAGUGGUACAGGGGACCAAAUUGUAAAGGAUGGAAAUUGGUGAUGCAGGAGCAGGUUGUGAAAUUCACAAAGCACAGAUGGGGGUGGCAUAGUGCUUGGGGUAAAAGAUUGAAAGAGUAUGGGGAGAAAGCAGGAA
Molecule: messenger RNA, 3033 nt
Organism: Rhincodon typus (whale shark)
Lineage: Eukaryota; Metazoa; Chordata; Chondrichthyes; Orectolobiformes; Rhincodontidae
Product: suppressor of cytokine signaling 4
Exons: 2
Coding region: 285-1634 (449 amino acids)
Biological process (GO): phosphatidylinositol phosphate biosynthetic process; intracellular signal transduction
Cellular component (GO): phosphatidylinositol 3-kinase complex
Molecular function (GO): 1-phosphatidylinositol-3-kinase regulator activity
Source: RefSeq, a predicted model, not a curated record